Messenger RNA from Microdochium trichocladiopsis, 1497 nucleotides. Its product is annotated as peptidase M50B-like-domain-containing protein. Lineage: Eukaryota; Fungi; Ascomycota; Sordariomycetes; Xylariales; Microdochiaceae. Bases 272 to 1075 code for a protein of 267 amino acids. The record is from RefSeq and is a predicted model, not a curated record. The transcript has 3 exons.
GUUUUAUCUUCAGUCGGCAGUCCAUUCUUUUCUCUACCAUCAUUCCAUAUCACCAUCGGAUCCUCUCGCGGCUUGCAGGCAGUCGGCAAAGCCUACACGCUCGUUCAUCCACACCGCCGGGCACUCGUUCGUACGUCUGUCCACCAGCGCAUACACACAGCACGUAAAGGUGUCGUUAUCCAGACAUCCAGACCUCCGCAAUAACAACAACAGCCACCAGCCAGAUAUCUGGGGUGACAAAACACAUAUUCCGGACAGACACUGUCCAGCCAUGGCGCCCUCAAUACCAACGCCCGCCACCUCAGGCUCUCUCAACAGCCACAUCCUCGCAGCCAGAGACCUCUCUGUCUCGAGCGACUCGCAGAAAGUCACCUUGGGCAUCAUUGCCGCAUAUGUGGUCGGCAUUGCGAUCCUCUGGAAUGUGCCAUAUGUUCGCUGGUCGCUAUGGCCGUUCAAGAUGCUCGUCAUCGCCUUCCAUGAGUUCAGCCACGCCUUUGCGGCAAUCCUGACCGGCGGCAAGGUCAAGUCCAUCUCGCUGGACCCGCGCGAGGGCGGCGUCACGCACAUGGUCGGAGGCAAGUCCUUCAUCACCCUGCCCGCGGGCUACCUGGGCUCCUCGCUCAUCGGGGCGCUGCUCACGUUCUGCGGCUUCAACAUUGUUGCGAGCAAGGUCGCCAGCAUCGUGCUCGCCGUCGCGUUCUUGCUCACCCUGUGGUGGGGAAAGCGCGACUGGCUGACCAUCCUGACCAUCCUGCUGGCGGUCGGCUUGCUCGUUGCGUGCUGGUUCAUUGCGCAUGCGGUGGCGCUGCGGUGGGUCGUGCUGUUCAUCGGCGUCAUGAGCUCUCUGUAUAGUGUCUGGGAUAUCUGCGACGACCUCAUUCUCCGCAAGGUUAACAGCUCUGACGCCAGCGUCUUUGCCAAACGCUAUGGCGGCUCCUCGCAGUGCUGGGGCCUCAUCUGGUCCGUCAUCUCGGUGCUCGUCAUGGUCGUCGGCAUCAUCGCUGGCCUCGCCGCCUUCCCUCAGUCGUUCGCGCAGCAGCAGCAGGACGCUGGCAAUUUCCUGCCCACGCGGUGAGGCUUGGAUUGUGCGUGAGUAAGAAUUCGUGGGGGUCCAUGAGUUGAUUUUGUCUUGCGUGGCUUGGUGUGGACGACUUUUUCGGCAAUGGUACAUCGAUAUGAUACUGAGGUGUUUAUGCUUUGGACGGAUGGUGCAAGAGGCAUCCCCUUCUUGUAUGGGGAAUGGUUUUGAGAGAUUUGGUUCCAUUUAGCCACAGAGGUGGUGGUGGUGGUGGUCAUGAUGCAGCGCGAGGAUACCCCCCGGACGGACCAAUAGUGUUGUCUGACAUAAGUUUAUUUCUUUCUUCAACAAUCAAAGUAUUGUUAUGGACAAGGUUAAAAACCUCCCGAGCUUGACGGGCUGCGUUGUAUGGUGACAAAGAUGACGAUCAGGAGGGUAGCACCAUCGCACGAUUGCAUAGUGGGCGUGUCAACUGCACA